This is a messenger RNA of Ogataea philodendri, 243 nucleotides long. RefSeq lists its product as uncharacterized. Bases 1 to 243 code for a protein of 80 amino acids. Lineage: Eukaryota; Fungi; Ascomycota; Pichiomycetes; Pichiales; Pichiaceae. The record is from RefSeq and is a predicted model, not a curated record. The transcript has a single exon.
AUGGACUCGGACUUGGAGUUCAACAGGAAGAUACGCAUUGGACGGUCCUUGAGCGACGAGAUUCUGGCCUCCGGAUACAAGGUGUAUCUCAGAGCAGCCAAACUCUUGAGACCUUCCACGGAAACAGGACCUUUUGGCUUCAAGAAGUACGGAGAGUAUUGGUGCAAGAUGGAUGCGAUGGUGGCUGGGAAACUCAACAUCUUAGUGACAACAGCCAGCUGGAACUCUGUGUCCAUCGAGUAA